Messenger RNA from Mesorhabditis belari, 1767 nucleotides. Lineage: Eukaryota; Metazoa; Nematoda; Chromadorea; Rhabditida; Rhabditidae. The record is from the annotation of a GenBank genome assembly.
AUGAAAAGAUUAUUAAAAGUUAUUCUUUUAUUAUCUUGUGCUUUUGGUGUCGAUGGCUUUCCAGAAACGAUUAAAUUCUAUGUAGAGCCAAUGCAAAAAGUCGUCCCAACUUAUGUUUCACAACUCGUCGAGGGGUAUUUGCAAAAGAUUCAAGAGGGAGUUCGAAUGAGAGCUUCAGUGAGUCUCGUCUUCGAUAACGGUUAUUAUAUUUUGGUGGACUCACCCUCGGCGACUGAUGUUGAUGCUAAAGGGGACAUGCUCAGAGGGUUGACUCAAAGAAAUCUCGCUCCGGGAAACGUUCAACUAAUCGUCACCACCCACGGUCAUCCUGAUCAUUUUGGUCAGGGGAAUUUCUUCCCGAAUGCUCGUCAUUUCUUCGGCAGCUAUGAGUAUUCUGACGACACCUACAUUCAAACAGAGCUCACCCACAAUGAUAGCAUGAAGAUCACGCCAAACGUCGAGCUAUGGAACACGCCAGGACACACGAAUCAGGACAUUUCCGUGAUUAUACGAAAUGUCCCAUGUUGUGGAACGGUUGCUGUUGUAGGAGAUCUCUUCUACCACGAGCAAGACGCGAUCAACGGAACUGACUGGUAUUCGGAUGCUUGGAAUCCACUAAUUGGUAAAGUCAAUCGGAACAAAAUUGUUUGCUCAUCGAACUACAUUAUUCCCGGACAUGGUCACGUGUUUAGAGUUACUGAAGAGAUGCGAGUUAACGCUGAUUGCCCAAGUAAUUCUACACGCACCUCCGCCUCGCCUCAUGUUGAUAUCACGACUCUUGAAGGAAACCAACUCCCCACUCCUGCACCAGAAAUUCUCACAAACGACAUUUUGAGAGGCGUCAGAAACAAUGCAAAAACAACAACAACGACAGCAGCAACGACAACGUCGAGCACAACAACAACGACGCCUAAACCGACAACGACAAGUACUACAAGUACAACUACAACCACAUCUACAACAUCUACAACAACUACAACAAAAACCACAACGACAACGCCGCCAAUGACAACCACGGUCAUUCCAACGCUUGUACCCGAUACGAGUGAGCUGAGAAUUUUAUUUUCAACUUCAAUCAUCUCUACCACACCAAUCCCGGCCAAGUUCGAGAAAGACACAAUGGCUGCACAAAAAUCUCGGAAAGAUGUGGGUGAAGUGGAGAAUCUCGACGCGAUCAUUAUGUUUCCAAGGACUGAAUUUUGGGCACCGGCUGCGAAAUAUCUUCAACAAAUCGCUGACGCGUCGACGAAUGCGAUACAUUUAGUCAUGCAGACGCCACCAAAGAAAAUGAAUAAUGAUAUGAACGCUGGAAUGAUCGUUGGAACGGCGAAUCGCCAAACGAAUCCCGCUUUGACACAAACCGUUUUGGAGACAGCCGGCAACUCGUAUUUAUUGCCACAUGGAGCUGCUCCAUCACAACAAAAAGAAAAAGAAAAGGAAAAGGAAAAGGAAUACCCGCCAAUUCCAAUGGACGAGGUGCACAAGUACAUCAAAAUGGAGAGGGAUGGACGGGAUCCAAGUCUGGUAAUGCCAGUUGUCGAAUCGGCUGCAGUUCAGCUAGCGAAAGCGCUCAAUAUUCGAGUGGUCAAUGGAGACACUUUGUAUCCAUACAGUGACUUCUGGAGAAAAACCUUCAAUAAAUUAGCGCACGACCCAGCCUUCCAAUACUAUUUCCGGAAUCCAAAGAAUCCGGUGGCAAAACGAGCGGCUCGUGAGGCACUCAUCGAAUAUUUAAACACUGGCCGGCCCAAGAAUACCCGGAAUUUG